CUUCAAUAUCAAGGCCGCCAUUGACGGAAAGCGAGCCAAGCACGUUGUUCACUUUCAUUUUCCCGAAAAAAUAGCCCUUUUGUUUCAGUAGCCUUGUUUCUACUCUAAGAAUGGGACGGAAAAAGAAGAAGGCUAUGAAGCCCUGGUGCUGGUAUCCUUUUUAAGUGAAAAAGCUUAAUGUAGUGCUGUCUUGGAAUGACGGUGAAUAUUAUCUAGCUUAGCUUAUUGAAUUGAUCACGCGCCGGCCGGUCAGCGUUUAAAAAUCUUUACCCUAAGCAACUAAAUACUUUGUUAUGGCUUUCUACUUUCAAGAUUGUUAUCACUUGUGAUUUGGGUAACAAUUAGAAAAAACGCUGGUAAUGGAACCUUACUUUGAGAGGACAAAUACGUUUAGCUUAAGUUUAUAAUAAUAAGCUUAAUUUCUGUCCAUCUACAAAUACAGGACUCCAGUUGUUCAAAAGCUGGAUAGCGCUCUCCACUGGAUAAAUCUCUGUCCAGUGGAUAAGUAUUAUGACUAACCAAUUGCGUCAUCCACUAGAUAGAGAUUUAUCCAAUGGAUGGUAUUAUACACGUUUUUAACAACUGGGGCCUGAUUAGUAAAAUUUAUGUUCAAAAUAUUAUGGGUUUUAAGGGAUUUUAACGACCCUUUUUUGCCUGCAAUUGCUUUAGUUGUAAACAUAAUUGAUAUUAGAUUAACAUGUCUUCUUAAAUUGUAAUUUUACAAUCUCUGGUCCCCCGAUCUUUUGACUUAAUUCUCGACUGUCGGUCAGUAGAGAAACAAGUCUAAAGCAUAGUUUCAAGACGUUUGAGUGACAAGUCAAGCAGUCGAGACAAACUAUUGCAGAAUAGUAGGCAGGAAUCACCAGAGUUACAGGUGCAAAGGUCUAAAUUUAUUUGUGUGGGUUUUUUAAAUAAAUAUACUUAACCAAAAUGCUGAGUAGGCAGUAAAUAUUCCUCUGAAAAUUGGCAAAAUUGCCCGCUUCCAGCUCAUUUUGACUACUUCGCUUUCAAGAAAGCUGUGACGCUUGCCAGUUGAGAGGCUAAUCAAAAUUUUAACUGAACAAAUUGAUUGCAAUUACCACAGUUGUAGAUGGUGCAAACUAGUGUACCUUUUUGCUGUGUAACUCCAGCAGCUUACUAACCUACUCAUUGCUCCUUGCUGCAAAGAAUUAGGAGCCAAAACAUGUAAGAGUCUGGAAUGGUCCACUUUCAGUAUGAGGCGAGAGCAUAGAGAUUUUGUCAAAACAGUAUGCCUGCAUUUCUUGUGAGUCCAGUGAUAAUACAGCAUUUAUGAAACAAGCUUGUCCAUAACCACUAUGAUACAUUCUGUAUAACAUUUUGCAAAAAAAAGCUGGGCGCAAAGAAGGAGGUUUUAUGGCUUGCCGUUCGGGCAAGUUGUUGCUGGUCUGUACUAGCCCAAGAGUCUUUUAAAUGGCCCCCAAAUUUUUUUGAUGAGCAACAUUGAUUAUAGUUUUUCUGUAAUUUGAAUUUCCCAAAAAACUUCACUUGCCCUUCAGACAAGUUAAGAAGAGGAUUCACUAGCCCGAUUGCAAAAUCCACUAGCCCCGAGCUAUCGGACAUGACUUUCUUUACACUCUGCAAAGUAUCUUUUUUUAUUAAAUUGUUUGUUCCUCACAUAGCCUUGAGCAACCAACCUUUAUCAGAUUAAUCCUUAACCAUGUUUAAAGGUAUUGUAAUCGUGACUUUGAUGAAGAGAAAAUAUUAAUUCAGCAUCAGAAGGCUAAACAUUUUAAGUGUCCAAUUUGCCACAAGAAGCUGUACACUGGCCCAGGACUGGCCAUUCAUUGUAUGCAAGUACAUAAAGAAACCAUUAGUACAAUUCCUAACUCGCUGCCAAACAGAGGAGACCCAGAAAUAGAGAUCUAUGGAAUGGAAGGUAUUCCUGAGAAAGACUUAAAAGAGCGCCAGCAAAGGGGCAAUAAUGCAGGGGACGGUAAGUGAAAUGAUAAGGUAGAGAAAGUGAUCAAAAGACAUGCGAAAGUGGGUUGCAACAUUGUACAUGCAUCUUCAUGGUGUAGUGCAUUAAAAAUAUCUUGGUGGUAAAAGUGGGAAGCUAAGAAGAACUAAAUACCUGAGCUUUGUGAAUAGAUCCUUCCUUGGGUUUUUUUAACUUUUGACAUGGACCAUUUAGGGAAAAUCCAUGGACACCACUGGAAGAGCACCUUAGAAUUAGUUUAAUUGCCAAAUUUGAAAGUUAUAUGUUCUAGGCAAGCGAAGAUAUGUCUGCAAAGUUGUGAAAAUAACAGAUGUUUGUAUGUUGGCGGGGCAAGUUUGUGCCACCCACAUUACAAACAACUGUAAAAUUUCGCAAAUUUGAGAUGCUAUAUCUUGGUUAGUUUCCAACAAAUCACUUUCAAAAUAUGACAAUUUUAUCGUUUUCAAGGCACUCUUUCCAUUGCUACUAAAGACUUGGUAAAUCAAUUUUCCUGAAAUGUUUUUCUGCCCCCAAUUUUAUGAUGGCCCUGGCUAAUUAUGUACUAGAUGUAUUAGAGGGUUGGCUGUACUGUCAUUUCCCAGUAAUGAGAAGCUGUCCUUUGAAUGAAAAAAGAGUUACAUUCUGUAAAAAGGAUAACUCUGUGUCUCCCAUACUGUGUAUUAUAGAUGACGAACCAGACAAUAAGAAAGCCAAAAGUGACGACCAAACUCAAGUAGCCUCAGCGGCAGCAGCAGCAGCAGUAGGAAUGGUUCCUGCUGCUAUUCCUGGUGCUGUUCCUAUGAUGCCGAUGAUGCCCGUACCUGGAAUGCCAGUCCCUCAUGGAUUCCCUCAGGUGCCAUUUGGUCAGCCAAUUCCAGGUGGAGAUAAUUUUAUUGUAAUCUUGUAUUGGCUGGUUGUCUAUAGCUACCCUGUACCUGUUGCUUAAGUGAGCUCUUCAUCUUCUAAAUUUCGGUCCAAGAAAGGACGUGUAAUGCACAAGCCUUCCAAGUUCUUAAUCAAAGAGCUCUUAAUCAAAGUUGUUUCUUGUUAUGCAUGUAUUAUAGUGACGCGGUAUACAUGCCUCAAGGUGAUAACAAGUGCUUUGACUGGCAUGAAGUUGUUGACAUGAUGUUGACAGGAUAAUUGCCAUUUAACCAAUGGUAAUUUGCUUUUUCUGGGAAAUGCAACUUUCAGUUGCUCCCAAAGAUGUCCACAGACCGUCUAUUUUCUUCUUUUCCCACUCCCACCUCUUUGCUCUUUCAGUCAAUAAAUCCCCACAGUUUUUAUUUCCCUAUGCAUGCUCAGCAAUGUCUAAAGAGAAAACUGACGUCUCUGAACAGGCUAGCCUCUUCUUGGUAAAAUGUACAGUGUACAGAGUGUGCAGAUCACCAAUGUGAUUACUAUUUGCAAGGUUCAAUUUGUAAAAAAGUGCUUCAUUCAGGCUGUCUGUUGUUCCUUAUACUGAACUAGCAUCUCUGUUAAAUUGGCUUUUAUAAUGACCUUUCACAGUUUUUGUCUUUUUGAUGCAUUAUUAUUGCUGUAAUGUAUUUCUUUUUUAAAGGUGCUCCACACAUGCCACCUGUUGGGUUCCCAGGUCAAAUGCCAGUCCCAGGGCAUAUUCCAGGGAUUGGGUAAGUUGGAGUCUGUUUUGUUUUUUACUGGUCAAAACAUUCAUUUGAAUAACAUGUUGCCUGAAGUGUUGAUUCUUAGAACUGACGAUAUUUACAAUGAGGCUGAUAAUGUCUAUUGUCCUACUUUAGUAUGCCAUACCCUCAACAUGGAAUGCCACCAACUUCCAUCCCUCCAAGCACAGCCACAAUUACCUCUCUUCAAAACAAAGGUCCAGUUAUAGGGCCUCAGGUACCCAACACCAAACCCCUCUUCCCAGCAGCACAGGUAAGCAGCUUUGGUUUAGUUUGACUAGGAUUGCCCAGUAUUUCCCUACUAACAGUAAGUACAUUAAUUACAGAAAUGAAAUCAUACUAUAUAAGACUAGAGAAAUUUAAAAAUUAUUCCCAUGGUACGUGUACACAUAAUUGAAAACGUCGUGAAUUGUGCAUUAUUUUAGUUCUGUCAAUUGUCCAAACCCUCUUUCUCUGGAAUAGCCUUAUGUCCCUUUUUAUCUUAUAAAUUUUCAUCCUGAAAAUUUACUUACUUACAUGAACAUGUACCUAAAAAGUAAUACUAUUGUGACAGGACAGAUCAUUCUCUUUAAUUGUUUAAAUGUACAAAUUUUGCAAAACCGACUUAUGCCCUGUUGUUGUUCUGCUUCAAUUGCUUGAGGAUAAACGAGCAGUAAAUGGUGUAUAAUAUUAUUAUUGGUGCCACACUGCAUUCAUUUUCAUUUAUUUCGCUGAAAUUUAUGCAUACAGGGUAUAUGCAUAGCUAAGUUUAAAAUGCUUUUAAUUUGUUCAGAAUGUAAAUGGGGCUGCUAAAUCCAGUGCUUCCUCAGGCCCUGUGGGUGCUGAUUUUAAACCUCUGCAAUCAGCUGCACCAACCACAAGCUAUCAAAGCCCACCUGUUUCGUCUUCAGGUUUGUGACACCUUGCAUUUUUCUUUCCUAAUUGCAUUGUAUGUGGUGCAUUAAACACUUGUUUUUGGACCUCAGUCUGGAUCAACUGUUGCACGCUACCAAAACCAAGGUUUAUUCAAGAGUGGGGCAUUGUGGGAUCUCUGCGAUUGGGAAAAAAAUGCCACAAGAAGUUUAUGUACAUGCCAAAAAUGGAGUGCAGAUAUGAUCUGAAAUAAAUAUCACAAUAAAUACAAUUGGUUAAGUGGAAUUAAUCAAGAAUCCAAGACUGAAGUGUGAUCUCAUCUUUCAAGAUUGUUUAACGUUUGGAAACUGAAAUGAAUGGCAUUAAUUUUAUACAGUUAUUUCAGAAUGGGGGCAUAGGAGGGCCUCAUUAAUAUUAUUGUUGGCCAAUGUAUAGAAUAAACCCUGCAAAACCAGCGUGCAAAGCAGAGAAGCUGUUGAUAAGGUUGAAAGAAAUAGUCCAUUUUCGAGUUCCAUAAGCUCUUUAAAGUAAGGCCAACAAUAAAUUAAUAUAUAUAUACAACAUUUUUUUCAUUUAAGAGACUUCGCAUUUACCCUCAUGGUGUUUGAGGAAUGGCAUUACAUUAUCCUUUAAUAGCUUUGUCAAGAUGAUUGAUGAGUAGAACACUUUGCAAGGAAUAAAACAGUUACUGAAGCAUUUACUUUUUCUGUCUUCUAAAAUGCUUGCGUAUUCCAAGGACUAGUUAUCAAAAAAAUCAUCUUCUUUCAUUGUAGGUAAACCAAUGGUGGUUCCACCUCCCACUUCAGCACCUGUGGUGUCUAAGCCUGCUACCAUUGUUGCACCAGGAGCAACAAGCCGUUUGAUUCAUCCUGAUGAAGACAUUUCAUUAGUAAGUACCUGAACUGCUUCCUGUUUCAGUUGGAUGCACACCAUGUGCACAUUUAGCAUAUAUUUUGAGUAAUUGUAUUUUAAUUUAUGUUGUUCACAGUCAUGCUUUAGUUGACCGUUCACCUUUACUACAUUAUAGAUUGCAUUUAUUUUUUGACGUUUCCCAUAGCUGUAUGUUCAGUAAGAAACUUUGUCGGUGGUUCCUCCUAAAAUGCUCAGUCUGAAGUUGGUAUUGGAUCAACUAUAGCCAUAGGCAGUUGGGGGAAUUGCACACAUCUUAGGCAUUCUACUUAUGAAUAGUUAUGGCAUUCAACACCUGAUGUGAUGUAUCUGCUGGUGCAACAAUUGUCUUUAGUCCAUCACUCGCCUGUCCCCAAACAUUGUGCAACCAACUACCUCUACGGUCUCAGAUAUUUGUCUUAGUUUAUAUUAUCAAAGAAGUAAUAGUUAAUAUUUGUUUAAUGAAGAUGUAUGUGAUACCAUUAUUUUCUUUAACAGGAGGAAAGACGAGCAUCUUUGCCUGCGUACGCUCCUAAGACACCCAGUUUGGUUUCAUCCAACCCUCCAACCAUGGUUACUGGUCCACCGUUACAGAUGCAAGCACCUGGAAACCACCCUCCUCUAGGACCCAUGCCUUUAAUGUCCAACAUGCAACAACAUCCAAUGCCUAUGCUAUCAGCACCCACAGGGGGGCCACCGCAAGGAGGACCCAUGCCUGGGGGACCAGUUCCUGGUGGUCCAAUGCCACCUGGUAUGAGACCACCUGGAUAUCCUGGCCAAAUGCCAGGACCACCACCACCACAACAUCAACAAGGAAUGCCACCUGGAAUGCCACCGAGGCCACCCUUGAUGGGACCUCCAUCUCUCAUGGGACCUCUGCCUCAAGGCCCUGGUGGAGGGCCUCCUCGUGGACCCCCUCCAAGAGGGGCAAUGGGACUUCUUGGACCUCACCCAGGCGGUAGGCCACCUAUGAGAUUACCCAUGGGCCCUCCCAGAAGGUUCUAGACAGUUAGAAUAAAGUUAAUGUCAACAGAAAUGCCAGAUGAUUGUCACUAAGGAGGCAGUGCAUACAUUUCACAGCCAUCUUGAAUGCACAUUUUGUCACGGUUUACAAAGUUGUCUAAAAUACAUUUAUGAGUUGCAGCUAGGACGUUUUAAUUUACCGAAAAUAAGCGUGAGUAUAGUUUACUUUGGAAACGUAAGUUUUUGUCCUCCAUAGUAACAAUCAGUCAAUGUUGGAGGUGGUGUAAGGUGAGUCAUAUCUCCAUUAUCCCUCCAUCCAUUCUUACUAGCAUGCGUUGUGGAAAUGACGUGAAGACUAUUUUCUUUCAUCUGGCAUUUCAGUCAUCUAUUUUUUGAAUAUGGAAUGAAUUUGUUGCACUCACUUAGUUUUAUUUAAGAUUUCUUAAUGAUCCUUUUUCUUAAAUUUAGUACCAGAGUCGUGCUAAAAGAUUGAGUAUUGUAAGUUCAGUGGUUGACUCAACUUUGUACUUACUGUGAAUGGAAAUUUCAUUUUUGUACAUUCAAAACAAAAAAGGUAGGUUUAAGCCAUAAUAAUGCUUUUUGUUAUCAUGAAUAAAUAUGGCCACAUGUGACUAAAAUUGGCUUGCCAGCAAGAUAACAUGUUGUUGUAUCAUGAUGGCUACCAUUAAGGCAAAAGCAGCUAUACUGUUCAUGUGGUCACACUGUGGUUUUGUAUUCAAGGCAAGGUAAAGGUUACAUUUUAUCAUUCACCUUAUUUCUGGUCUAAAUUGAUCAAUGAACUACUGCACUGUAAGUUAAUUUUAAGCUGUAUUAAAAGACUUACUGAAAAAAUCUUGGGCACUAUAGGUUUUGGUGGUUGAAGUUGUGCCGAAAAAGGGAGAAAUGCUCUCUCCUUUACAGAGGGUCACACUUAAUGUUCAUACCGUUCACAACUGCAAUCCCUUUGCACCAUAAUGCAGUGCAAUAAUGACCCAUGAAACCUCUAAAGAGAAGAGAGGAGAAAAACUUCUUGGCAUACAUUCUUUGAGUUCCUUGUUUUAGAACAGAAAGAUGGUAUAAUAUGAUACUCUAAUAAUUAUUAGUGUAUCGUAUUAUACACAUAUUAUUAUUUAUUCAGGCAUAUUGAAAAAUGCUACCAAAAUAAUAAUAUUUCCUGAAAGGGAAAUAACAAGGUUAUCCUCCUACAAGACAAUUUCCAUGAUUUAACGACUGAAUGGAAUUUACAGUGGUUUAACAAAAUGCAAAUAAUGUCUGCAUAAAAAAACUAGCAAAAUGUUACUUAAAAUUUCUCAGCGUCUGUGUUGAAGAACGAAAAAAGGAGAGAGUAACUAACACUGUACAUUUUUUUUAAAACAAAACGCUUCGACUUUUUGGGAGUAUUAAGGUAGGUCCGCAGAAAGGUUUGUCAAUAUUAUUAUUCUUUAGUAUUGAAAUACCAGUACUUUGUAUUGAUGCCAUGAUAGCAUAGAAUUUUACUACUUGAGUUUAUGACGUGCCCAUCUUUUGUAACUGUAGUAAAGCAUGUGCAAAUAAGUCAGGUUUCUUUCUCCUCAGUGUUCAAAUACAUUGUCAUCCCCUUGCCUCCCACAAGAAAAUUCCAAAGCUUCUUUUAAAGAAUGUCUUAAACAUUUGGGCCAAGUUGUUCGAAUGGUGGACAACGCUAUCCACUGGAUAAAUCUCUAGCCAGCAGAUAGCGCAAUAAGUGGUUUCCCUAAUACAUAUAUACCGGAUAGUGAUAAAUGUGGUGAUAGCGCUAUCCAUCGUUUGAACAACUGAGCCCAGGGACAGAAGCUUUGAUGGACAACUUUACAUUUUACAGUGACCCUCAAAGACCAUGAACACUAAAACCUUGCAGGAAUACCUUUUCUGGUUAGGUUAGGUAACAUUCAGGAACUAUUAGUCAAAAGGAUAAGAACAAAACUGCUGUAGCUGUAAACAGACAGUUGUUCAUUGAAACGUAUUCCCAGGUGCAUUUGUACCAUCAGCUUUGACGUAUUCUAUUACGACUAUUUUAAAUGAAUUAUUUCCUUACGUGCAUGUAUUACAGUUAAUAUACUUGAACAUCUAUUCUUUGUGGAGACUUGGAGGCAUUUUAUUUUGGUUGAAUGAUUUAAUUUACAGUGUAUUCUAGUUAUUUAUCAUUGUCUCCUAAUUCAACAUAACUUACUCAAGGUAGGGUAGCUUUCUUUGUUUGAACCAUCCAAUAGUAUUUUUUUCAGAUCAUUGGAAAGGUAGGGCACAUUUUCCAGGUUUGACUAUCUUUAAACUACAUGUGAAAUAAGCUAUUAAUUUAAAUCACUAAUAAAAAUGACACAGAAGAAUUGU
Porites lobata is the source of this 8628-nucleotide messenger RNA. NCBI's taxonomy places the organism in Eukaryota, Metazoa, Cnidaria, Anthozoa, Scleractinia, Poritidae. The record is from the annotation of a GenBank genome assembly.